AGAGAAGCAAUCAAAUCGGCUUUCUUACACAAUUAUGGAAUUUAUGAAAAGUAUGCUUUUGGCUAUGAUAUCGUCAGACCAAUAAAACGCAAAGGUGCAGAUAAUGCAAUUUUAGCCGGAAUGGGAGGAACAAUCAUUGAUUCGAUGAGUACGAUGAUCUUGAUGGGUUUAAAUGAAAGCCAACAGUAUAAGAACGCCCUCGAACAUGUUCGUACAACUGAUUUCACAAUGACAAGCCAAGGUACUCCAGUUGGAACAGUUUCUUUGUUUGAACUUACGAUUCGUUACAUUGGUGGUUUGACUUCUGCUUUUGAAAUGAACGGACAAAGAGAUGACGAACGUUUUUUGAUCGAUAAAGCAGCUUCUUUGGCGAACGAAUUAUCACAUGCUUGGGAUUGGGGCACUCGUAUUCCGUACAAUCGUGUGAACAUUAACAAAAAGCACCCCGAAGAAGAAGAAGAGCUGAAAGAUCAAGGAACAGCAUGUCUAGCUGAGAUCGGCACUUUGAGUAUUGAGUGGCACCGAUUGAGUCAUCAUACCGGUAAUUCAACCUACAAAGAACUAGUACUCAAUUCGCUCGAAGCAGUGUUCAAUUCAACUGCAAUCUUUCCAGGUUUAUGGGCUCAAAGAAUCAAUCGUAUGACAGAAAAACCUUUUCGUGAUUACGUUACAUGGGGAGGAGGAUCGGAUUCGAUGUUUGAAUAUUUCUCAAAAUACCCAUUGAUGUUAGGAGAUGAUAAGCAUAAACAAUUGGGCAUUCUAGAAAUGACGAUGGCAUCAACGAUCGAGCAAUUAGCCAAAAAGACUGGUUUGGGUAAUCUUACCUUUCUGGCUGAUUGGAGUGAUUAUUAUGCACACGGAACGAUCAAUAUGCAUUCUCAUUUGGCUUGCUUUUCUGGUGGCAACAUUGCAAUGGCAGGUAGGAUUCUGCACAAAGAUGAAUGGACACGACUUGGCUUAGAGAUAAGUGAAAGUUGUGCAAGAAUGUAUGAAAUGACACAUACCGGCAUCGGACCAAUCGCUUGGGGCUGGCUAGAUAAAGAAGGCAGAGCAUUAGGAUGGGAAAAGUCGACUGAUAUCACAAGUGCUAGAAUGGAAUAUCAUCAGAUCCAUGGUGUUUUCAUAACGAUGGCCUUUUAUUCCCACCAACCAGAAGUCGUCGAAUCAAUGUUCUACGCUUGGAGAAUCACCGGUGAUGAGAUGUGGAGAGAUAUGGCUUGGAAUGCUUUCCAAUCAAUGCAAAAAUAUCUAGAGUUCAAUCAAACUGGUUGGACAGGAAUCGAAAACGUAAAUGAUGCAAGUGCGGGUCUUUAUGAUGGAAUGCAAUCUUUCUUAUUUGCAGAGCUGUUCAAAUAUCUUUACUUGAUGUUUGACGAUCCUGAUAGGUUCUCACUGGAUGAUUACGUUUUCAACACCGAGGCACAUCCA
This is a messenger RNA of Meira miltonrushii, 1428 nucleotides long. RefSeq names its product seven-hairpin glycosidase. Gene Ontology annotation, molecular function: calcium ion binding; mannosyl-oligosaccharide 1,2-alpha-mannosidase activity. The record is from RefSeq and is a predicted model, not a curated record. The annotation marks the transcript as partial. Gene Ontology annotation, cellular component: Golgi membrane; endoplasmic reticulum. Gene Ontology annotation, biological process: carbohydrate metabolic process; N-glycan processing. Lineage: Eukaryota; Fungi; Basidiomycota; Exobasidiomycetes; Exobasidiales; Brachybasidiaceae. The transcript has a single exon.